Molecule: messenger RNA, 1962 nt
Organism: Ostrinia nubilalis (European corn borer)
Lineage: Eukaryota; Metazoa; Arthropoda; Insecta; Lepidoptera; Crambidae
Exons: 15
Coding region: 90-1850 (586 amino acids)
Source: RefSeq, a predicted model, not a curated record
CACAAAGUUGCAUAACGAACUGAAUUCCUAAAAAGAUAUUGGAAGUGGUCUCACCGUAGACUGUAGGUAAACACUAAACUCGCUGAACUAUGUUACACAAGUUUAUAUUAACAUGUUUUUUAUUUAGUUUUAUCGUGCAUAGUAUAUCGGUGGAAAGGCGAGAUGGAAAUGUAAAAAAAACUCAACGCACAUCAGACAAUAGCGUAGAGGCCCACCUGGAGGACUCGCGGCAGGUCGACGAUCAACACUGCUGGAUCACCCUGAACGCCAAGAACCACUUUGAGACUAUGGACGCGUUGGAUGAGAGAUAUGCUAAAUGUCGACACAGCUUUCAUAACAAAAUCACCGCCGACAAUCAGGAAUUCGACAAACAUUUACUUAAGGCAAUGCUCUCUUCUCGUGGAAGGGUGAGCGGGCAGAAGGGCAACCCCAACGACAUCCCAGCCGGGCUGAACCUGGGCGGCUACUGCAUGCUGAAGAUGGAGAAGUCUGUCUUAUUCUUCCACCGCAUGAAGCUGCGCAACAACACCCGCUUCCGCAUCAACUACUUGCAUACAAACCUCAAGGACCUGGAGAUCCGCACGCAGCUGUCGCUCCAUGACCUGCACCUCGUCGGCUCUUACGAGAGAGCCAUCACCGAUAACGAUCCAUCGAUACUUUACUACGUGCCUACUUUUGGCCAAGCUGAAAUUCUUCUUCGGAAUGUGGAAUACAAAAUGGAAGGGAGAAUGCGAAUGCUAGAAGAUAGUCUAUUCAUUGUUUUAGUCAAUUCAGAAAUAUCUUAUUAUGACGCUGUGAUGAUAUACAAAAACAAUGCAACCCAAAACAAUCCCAUACCAUUAAACGAGGCUGUGACCGAUGACUUCAUCGAAAGAAUGAAGUCAGACUUAGAUGAAUGGCUACGUGAUUACUACAACGAGCAUUUAAUAUUUUUCAACAAAAUCGGACCAGCAGCAUCUGAAAAAUAUCGGGAAUAUGAAAAGCAGAAAACUGCAAUACUGAACAGCUACGUUGAAGACUCUAUAAUGGAAUUGAAGUCUAAACUUCACAAAGUCAACUCCACGUCCGUGAAAUUACCCAACUUUAGCAUUUUCUCUAUCACUGGAAUGGAAAUAAAACUCAGAGAUGGAGUUCUUCGAGGCUUGGAUUCCAUGUACCGCCGCUCAAUGGCCACCGGCAAGAAAGACAAAGACGUACGCAUGGUCGACGCAAUCGUUGGCUUCAGUUCCCUGAAGGUGGUAUACAAAUAUAAUGCACAACUGUCGAAUGGAAUGCCCCCCCUCAACGGAUUGAUGAUCAUGACGGCAGAUGAGCUCACGUCGCACAUGGCUAUGCAACUCGUAAAAGAGCCGGAGACCGUGGAUCUACGGUUCGAUUUCAUUCGUCAGAUGAAGCCAGAAUCAUUGACCAUAGAGGGUCCAGCCAACAGAAUGAUCGCGAAUUUCAAGCAUAUUUUAGAGCACCACAUCAUUUCUCUAAUGACCAACGCGUUAAUUCACAACAUUAGGUCGCUGAGCACUUUAACCAGAUGCCAUCCUAUUCUCUUUGGUCACGUUGACGAAGGUCAAGAACAAGAAACUGAAGAAGAGGAGGAGAAACCCAGGCCCGAAACUGAAAUGGACGACAACCAGAAAGAAGGCAAUGUCUACCUCGACGAAGUAGAGGCUAGCAAAGAGGCAGCCGAGAAAACUGACGAUAACACAGUGGGGGAUACCAACACUGAGGAAGAAUCGCCUGCCGAGGCCGCAGCCCCGGGCGCUGUCUCCCCCAGAGCCAUGAUCGUCGUCCCACCCAACUGCCCUGGGAAUCAACAAAUGGGCUCCGACGGCGUCUGCCGCGACGUAUGGUAAUGGAAUUGAUGCCCAACCAACGUAUACCCCCAAGUAAAGAAGGCGAGACGAAGUCUGUGCCAUUCAAACUCAAAGAAGGUUCGAACAUCAAAUAAAUAAAAACUGCUACUUA